AUGUGUGUGAAGGUGCCACCAUAAUCCAUACAUAUUUAAACGAUAUAGGUCUAUAUGGAUGCUGGUACGGUCGUCAUUGUUGUUGUUGAUGUGAAGAGAAAUAAAAUCGGUGCGGCCAACAAUAAUAGAGUUGAGUGAACAAAAAUCGGGCCAAAAUGAGAAAUCCGAAAUAUCGCUCACAAUACACAUACAUCAAUGUGCACUAACACUGUGACGUGCACCACUGUCUACACUCAAAUACAGUUCCAACCACAUAAACAUCAUAAAAAUGAAAAUAAAAACCAUAUAUACUCAACAGUGGCAGCAGACCAAGUAGAAACGCAUACGAAGCAAUUUGUUAAUUCAAGUCGACACAUAAAAUUCAUUUGGCUUUUAUUAUUUUGAUUGUUGUUGUUGUUUAUUAACGUAACUAUUCAAUAUCUGUAUUGAAAAAUGAAUAUCGUCGUCGUCAGUGACAAAAAAUAAUAAUAAAAUUGUUCCAUAGAAGAGAACUUUAAAACUGCUGGUGUCUUACGAACUCUUCAAAUCCGAAUUUGAAAAAUUGUGCAAUUUUUUUGUGUGUGAGACAAAUAACAAAAAGAAGAUUUUUAUAAAUAUUCGAUGGGAAAAUUAUCAAAAAUAAUUUUACAAUCAAAACUGUCAUUCGAUUGAAUAAUGUGUGCAAUGGUGAAGUUCAAGCAAGCUUAGUUGUAUUGUUGAGUUAUUCACUAAUAGGGCAAAUUUAACUACAUUAAAUGAUUUUUGUGCGACGAAAAUGUUUUACGUUUUUCUGCUUGAAAGCGAUGCGAAAGAGAAUUCAAGUGUUUUGAUAAAUGUGGUUUAGCUAUUGAGUUUUCGAUGUGCUGAACGAAAGAAGACAUUCUCAGAAACCAUCAAACGAAAAAGAAACACAGAUUAUUUGAUGCAAUAUUAUCGAUUGUUUUUUUAUUCCUUAUUCGAAUAAAGUCUGCGAUAGGAAUACCCUUUUGGCCUGCCAAUCACGAGACAGAUACCAUUCAACUUUGCUCAAAAGAUAUGUCUUUACUCCAUUGAAAAAUGAUACAUACAACACCCGAUUAAAUUAUUCGACAUUUUCGAGCUAAUUAGUUGUGAGUUUGAGAACCGCAUUUGGAUAGUUUAUUUAAAACUUUGUGAAACGACAUUCGUCGACACUAAAAGAGACUUUAAUUGCAAAAAUGGGCGCAACAAUGGGCAAAAAUGGAACCAUCCUAGACUCAUUACCAUCAACACAUGGAACAUUGCACAUAGCUAUGCUUGGUUUGGAUUCAGCCGGAAAGACAACUGCAUUAUAUCGCCUUAAACUAGAUCAAUAUUUGAAUACAGUUACAACAAUUGGAUUUAAUUGCGAAAAGGUACGCGGUGCAUUGGGUAAAGCAAAAGGUGUACAAUUUCUUGUUUGGGAUGUUGGAGGACAAGAAAAACUUCGUCCACUUUGGCGAAGCUACACAAGAUGUACUGAUGGAAUAGUUUUCGUAGUCGAUUCGGUAGAUGUAGAACGUAUGGAAGAAGCCAAAAUGGAGUUGAUGCGCACAGCAAAGUGUUCAGAGAAUCAUGGUGUGCCGAUUCUGAUAUUUGCAAACAAGCAAGACUUGCCAGGAGCCAAAGAACCAAAAGAAUUGGAAAAAUUGCUAGGUUUGCAUGAGCUAUCGUUUUCAGUGAUUCCAUCGCAAAUGAUAAAGUCCUCAUCAACAUUGCCCGUAUCGGCAAACAUAAGUACUGGCCAUAAGCCAGUCGAUACACGAUUGAAUAGUCUCGAUAGUAAAUGCACCGAUGUAUCGUCAAAUUGUUCAAGCACACCACCGCCGCACACAUCAACAUCAACGUCAAGCUCAACAUCGCCGCAUCAUGUCUCGUCAACGAUAUCGUCGUCAACAUCCUCAUCAAGUACAUCGAAUACAGCGUCAUCAUUCAAAGGCUGGUACAUUCAACCGGCGUGUGCCAUCACCGGCGAUGGUCUACAAGAGGGAUUAGAAGCAUUAUAUGACAUGAUUCUGAAAAAACGAAAACUUAAUAAAGCACAUAAAAAGAAACGUUGCUGAGCAUCAACAACAGUCGCUUAUCAAAUGUGAUUCGCUUGCAAAUCAUAAGACCUUUUUUUAAAUUUGUCAAUUUUAUUUGACCAAAGAAAUCAGUUUUUGAAUUGAACCGAGUUUUUUUUUCUCGUUUGGUAUUCCAAUCGAUUUAGUGCAAAGCCAAACACAAGAAUUAUAUUAUAAAAUCGAAAUUUCCUAAAUAGAGUAAGCAUAAAUUUUAUUAUUAAUCAAUACUUAGGAGAUUGUUAUCAGUUAUAUUAUUAUUAUAUGUUGUCGUUUUUUGUAAAUAAUGAAUGUUUCAAGUACUGUCGUGAUUAAAAGAAGAAGAAAAAGAGAAAAGAAAAGAUAACUGAAUUGGAUAUCCAAACAAUAUUUGAAUGUACUUGUACACAACAUGCUGAUGUUUUUAUUUGAUGUUCAUUAUUAUUCCGAAAAAUUUUAUGAUUUUCUUUUCUUUUGUGUUUAUAGCUUAAAAUAGAUAUCGAAUUCUGUGAUGUGACGUAUAAAAAAGAGAGAGAGAAAAAAUCCGAUUAGAUAAUUAAUGAAACACAUGAAAAUAAAUGUGAAUUCUAAAUGUUUCUUGAAUUUUAUGUGAAAUUUUAUUUGAACACUUUUUUUAUUACUUUGAAUUUAUUUUAAAAAUACAAAAAAAAGUGCAAAUGAAAUCCCAAAAUGUAUUAGAUUCAUUUGUAAAGUAAACAUUUUUCCUGGUGUAUUUGAGACGCAUGUUCAAUUGAUUCGUAUUACAAUAAACAAUGUUCCCAUAUAAACAUA
Messenger RNA from Contarinia nasturtii (swede midge), 2807 nucleotides. It is a transcript of the gene Arl4, whose product is annotated as ADP-ribosylation factor-like protein 4A. Gene Ontology annotation, biological process: intracellular protein transport; vesicle-mediated transport. Gene Ontology annotation, molecular function: GTP binding; GTPase activity. The transcript is spliced from 6 exons. Bases 1176 to 2039 code for a protein of 287 amino acids. Gene Ontology annotation, cellular component: cytoplasm. The record is from RefSeq and is a predicted model, not a curated record. Lineage: Eukaryota; Metazoa; Arthropoda; Insecta; Diptera; Cecidomyiidae.